Messenger RNA from Lactuca virosa, 2019 nucleotides. The record is from the annotation of a GenBank genome assembly. Lineage: Eukaryota; Viridiplantae; Streptophyta; Magnoliopsida; Asterales; Asteraceae.
CAUAGCGGAAGGCACACUGCGUAUCAAAUUUGAAGAUUACGUUCUUCAAUCUUCCUUUUAUAACUUGAAAAGUGAUUCAAUCGGAUCUCGAAAGAAUUUUGGGGUUUUUGUUGCUUAAUUUGAUUUACGUAGAUAAAUAUAUUUUUGAUUUUGUAUCAAUGGUGACGGUGGAUAACGAGCGAUGUGAUAGUAUGAGUAUGGAAUCGAAGCGGCCGUCCACGGCGGCGAUGAAUAAUAACAAUAACCGGAAUCAGAUACAAAAGCUAGAGGUUUACAAUGAGAUUAUUCUGCGACUCAAAGAAUCCAACAGCGAUGAAGCCAAAGAACCUGGUUUUGAUGACGAGCUCUUUGCGCACUUCAAUCGUCUUCCGACAAGGUAUGCACUUGAUGUAAAUGUUGAAAGGGCAGAAGAUGUACUCAUGCACAAGAGAUUGCUGAGUUUAGCACAUGAUCCUGUUAAUGGACCUGUAUUCGAUGUUCGCCUUGUUCAGGUUUCUCAGAGUUCAGAAGAUUCAGUCGACUGCAGCUCACCUGGGAAACAGACAACCCAAAGCAUUCAUCCACCACCUGCCUUUGGUUCCGCACCUAAUCUUGAAGCCCUUGCACUUGAAGCAAAUGGAAAUAAUUCUGUAAAUAGUCACAUAGACAUUCCCAGGCCAAUGCAUGAAAUUACCUUUUCAACAGAUGACAAACCAAAGCUUCUGAGUCAGUUGACAAGCUUACUGGCUGAAAUAGGACUGAAUAUCCAGGAAGCACAUGCUUUUUCUACAGUAGAUGGAUACUCAUUAGAUGUCUUUGUUGUUGAUGGAUGGGCAUUUGAGGAAACUGAAGAGCUCCGAGAUGCAAUAGAAAGAAAACUUUCUAAGCUUGAGAAACAAUCUUGGAAAGAUCAGCAAGACCAAAGAGGAAAAAGUUGCCAAAUUGAUCACUUAAGAAUACCAAAUGAUGGAACAGAUGUUUGGGAAAUUGAUCCUCAGUUUCUGUCUCUUGAUCACAAAGUUGCAUCUGGAUCUUAUGGUGAUCUAUAUAAAGGUACAUAUCGUAGUCAAGAGGUGGCUAUCAAGAUGCUUAAGGCUGAGCGUAUAGACACAGAUAUGCAACAAGAAUUUGCCCAAGAAGUUUAUAUCAUGAGGAAAAUCCGACAUAAGAAUGUUGUGCAGUUUAUUGGAGCAUGUACUAAACCAUCAAGCUUGUGCAUUGUAACUGAAUUCAUGAGUGGGGGAAGUGUGUAUGAUUAUUUGCACAAACAAAAGGGUACAUUUAAGCUUCCAAUAUUACUCAAAGUUGCAAUUGAUAUAUCAAGGGGGAUGAACUACCUGCAUCAGAACAAUAUUAUACACAGGGACCUCAAGUGUGCAAAUCUUCUCAUGGAUGAAAACGAUGUUGUUAAGGUGGCUGAUUUUGGAGUCGCAAGAGUGAAGGCUCAGACAGGUGUCAUGACAGCAGAAACCGGAACAUAUAGAUGGAUGGCUCCCGAGGUUAUUGAACACAAACCGUAUGAUCUCAAGGCAGAUGUUUUCAGUUUUGGGGUUGUUUUAUGGGAGUUGCUCACUGGAAAGCUUCCAUACGAGUUCUUGACCCCAGUACAGGCAGCUAUUGGAGUAGUUCAAAAGGGUUUAAGGCCUACUAUACCCAAGAACACACAACCAAAGCUCGCUGAACUUCUUGGGAAAUGCUGGCAAAAAGACCCAACUUUAAGACCAGACUUCACUGAGAUAAUAGAUAUCCUCAAGAAAAUAACUAUUGAAGUUGAAAACGCAGAGGACAGGCGGACAGAAAAGGGAUCGGGUCGAUUCCUAUCGCUACUUAGGCGGGGCCAUCAUUGAACUAAACCUCGUAAUUUACUAUUUACUAUGGCAUCUAAAAUGGCUUGUUACACAAGCCACUGUACAGUAAUAUACUUAAUUAUCUUAUUUCCCCUUCUCUUUUUGGACUAGAAAUUGUCCAACUUACAAAAAAGUACAAUUUUCGUUGCAUAUACUUGCAAGUAAUUAUUACUUUAAGCAAACUUACCUUACC